UUUGGGACACACUCGCCACCGAACACUGAAGCCAGCGGAAGCUCUGCCCGUUUGACUAGCCAAAAUAAUUAAUCAUUUUAACUCUGAUAGUUGAUUAAGUUAAUUCAUACGAUCAGAAAUAUAUUUUUGGAAAUUGUAACUACCCUUGUUUAAAAGGACAAAUUAGCACUUUGUUUUCGGUGUUUCGUAUAAUAUACGUAAGUAAGACGUGAUGUGACGGUGUGAUCAAGUUUUAUGAUGUCAACUUUGGUGAUACCAAAAUGUCUGAGCGGGAACCUAUCAGUGGUUCAAGUCGGGAUUAUGGGUCAACCGCUGCACCCCCUACAGUGGGUUUUGCAGACUUCAGUCCCACGGAACUAUAUAACUUGAGUGAGGGUAUCGCUGACAAUAUUAAUGCUAUUAAUAGUGGUCUGAGAUCAUUGGAGAAGAUGAUGAAGCAAAUUGGAGGUCCUAACGAUAGUGUCCAGUUAAGAGAUAAGAUUCAUGAUGCACAACAGAAUGUAAAUGGAUCGGUAUCAGCAACUGCUAGAGAUAUACAACGGCUAGGUGUUAUCGUACGAAGAGGGGAUAAGCCACAGAAGUUGCAAGUCGAGAGACUCACGCAAGCAUUCAGAGAUGCAUUGGAAAAGUAUUCAACAGUGCAAAAGCAAGUGUCGGAGAAGAUGGCGGCGUUUAUGCCGUCGAAGCCUCGCGUGAGGAACGAUCCACGUUUUUUGGAGCAGCAGGCAGCAGCUGAUGAUGAAGAGGCCGCGCUACUGGCGAAUCAGCAGGCACAGGCUCGUUUAGUACAGUUCGAGACGAGCAUGUUGCUGGAGCGAGAGGCGCAGCUCAGCAAGAUCGAGGCUGAUGUACUUGACGUCAACCAGAUCAUGCAGGACCUGGCUGAGAUGGUCAGUGCGCAAGCUCAGACUGUUGACACAGUGGAGAGUCACAUAGAGGCGGCGGGCGCCAGUGUGGAGGCUGGUGUGGACGAGCUGGCGAAGGCCGCGGAGUACCAGCGCCGGUAUCGCAGGAAGAUGUUCAUCUUCAUCACCAUUGGACUCAUCAUCGGGAUAUUGCUCAUCGUCUGGAUCAUAAAAGCAUUCAGAUAGACUAACAAACAUAAAGACAGAACUAACCGCGAUACUAGCGCCCCUCAUCGGGAUAGAAAUCCUUGUUUGACAAGUCUAUGUGGUAAGUUAUACACUCUUUGUGUGUUCCACUGUUGUAUAUUGCCAUCCCUUUUCCUCCUCUCUGAUAUAACAGAGACGGCAAUAUGUCAAUGAAGUGGGAUUCUAAAGUUAUGUGUUUGUUAUAGUCUGGUUAGGAAUAUAAAAAAAAUCAUAUAGCGGAUAAGGUAUCUUUUUUUUGUUUUGAAUUUUUUU
Molecule: messenger RNA, 1364 nt
Organism: Papilio xuthus (Asian swallowtail)
Lineage: Eukaryota; Metazoa; Arthropoda; Insecta; Lepidoptera; Papilionidae
Gene: Syx13
Product: syntaxin 13
Exons: 8
Coding region: 261-1091 (276 amino acids)
Biological process (GO): vesicle-mediated transport; vesicle fusion; intracellular protein transport
Cellular component (GO): SNARE complex; endomembrane system; membrane
Molecular function (GO): SNARE binding; SNAP receptor activity
Source: RefSeq, a predicted model, not a curated record